UUUCCAUUUCUGUCACUAUUAAAAGGAUAUAGCAUUCGGAAUGACUUUCCUGCGGAUAUUAUUGCUGGACUGACUGUUGGUAUUAUGCAUAUCCCACAAGGUAUGGCAUAUGGACAGUUAUCCACACUUCCUCCAGUUUAUGGGCUAUAUGUUUCAUUUUUUCCAGUUUUAGUUUAUUUCUUCUUUGGUUCAUCAAAGCAUGUCUCAGUUGGAACAUUUGCUGUUGUAAGUUUAAUGGUGGGAUCUGUGGUAGAUAAAGGUCUAGCAUCUAAAGGUCUUAACAGUAUUGAUGAUGAGUUACUUCGGACACAGUUAGGUUUUGCCAUGGCUGUUACUUUUGCUGUUGGUGCUAUUCAGUUAUUGAUGGGAAUGGUUAGAUUAGGAUUUGUAACUGUCUAUCUGUCAGACCCAUUAAUAAGUGGUUUUACUACUGGUGCUGCUUGCCAUGUUUUUACCAGUCAAAUUAAACAUAUCUUUGGUGUAGCUGUCAACAGAUAUAAUGGUCCAUUUAAACUCAUUUAUUCAUACAGAGAUUUCUUUAAAAACAUUCCAACUACAAAUUUUGCUGCAUUGAUUGGGUCAGCAAUUUGUAUAUUAGUCUUAGUAUUAGUAAAAGAAUUAAUCAACAAUAACCCUAGAAUCAAACCAAAACUUAAAAUGCCAGUACCUAUUGAACUUAUUGUGGUUAUUAUUGGUACAUUAGUAUCCGAGUUUUCACGUUUAAAUGAGGUUUAUGACGUUAAUAUUGUUGGUGAUGUACCAGUAGGG
Molecule: messenger RNA, 768 nt
Organism: Lottia gigantea (owl limpet)
Lineage: Eukaryota; Metazoa; Mollusca; Gastropoda; Lottiidae
Exons: 7
Biological process (GO): transmembrane transport
Cellular component (GO): membrane
Molecular function (GO): sulfate transmembrane transporter activity; chloride transmembrane transporter activity; bicarbonate transmembrane transporter activity
Source: RefSeq, a predicted model, not a curated record